Molecule: messenger RNA, 557 nt
Organism: Nannospalax galili (Upper Galilee mountains blind mole rat)
Lineage: Eukaryota; Metazoa; Chordata; Mammalia; Rodentia; Spalacidae
Product: translation initiation factor IF-2-like
Exons: 3
Coding region: 1-525 (174 amino acids)
Source: RefSeq, a predicted model, not a curated record
AUGAAUGAGGGCUCGCUCAUCCCAUGCCCCUCUGUUCUACACAGCUCAAACCUUCCAUCAGCAGCUCCCACCCGGGUGCCGGGUUUUGCGGUGUCCCACGCCGGCCACCUGUUGCCGGCUUGCAGCGUCCCGGGCCUGCAGGGCACCGCGGGGACCGGCGAGCCUCGUCCAGGAGUUGCACCGAACUCCGAGGAGACUUUGGCCCGCGCGGCCGGCCCGCAACUCCGAGGCACCUGCGGCUCCAGCAGGAGACCCAAUCCCGCGCCCAAGGCCCGCCUGGCCUGCGCCUCUCCCGCACCUGCGGCUCCGGCUAGUGCCGGGGACCCACCCCGCAGCCGCCGCCCGCCUGGUCGGGCCGGGGUCGCCUCACCUCGGGCGCUCGCUAUUCUCCCUCCGCUGCGCCGUGGCUCCCGCCACCUCCGACGGCCUGGGGCAGCGUCCGGGCCUCGAGCCGCCGCCGGGCCGCACCGAGAGCGAGAGGAGUCCCUAAAAUUCUGUAAACAAGAACCUCACAUGCAGGACUAACAGUGAAGCUGGAGGAAAAGGGAACAAUUCAG